Beta vulgaris subsp. vulgaris (sugar beet) is the source of this 1332-nucleotide messenger RNA. RefSeq lists its product as uncharacterized. NCBI's taxonomy places the organism in Eukaryota, Viridiplantae, Streptophyta, Magnoliopsida, Caryophyllales, Amaranthaceae. The coding region runs from base 1 to 1332 and encodes 443 amino acids. The transcript has 3 exons. The record is from RefSeq and is a predicted model, not a curated record.
AUGAUUGGAGUUCCUCUAUUUGCUGAUGAAUGUACAACUCACCAGCAAAGAAUCACCUUUGCCAGGUUGUUAGUGGAAGUGGAUGUUACUAAAGAUCUACCUAAGAGUGUGAGUAUAGAGGAUGGUUCUGGGAGAGUCAUUGAACAAACAAUACAUUUUGAGUGGGCUCCUUGUUGUUGUUUGAAGUGUGGUACUAUUGUGCAUGAUUAUUCUAAAAAGAAAGUUGUACAAGGAAAAGAAGGGCCUAAGCCUAUUCAGAGAUGGGUCCCUAAAGUAGUUCAGACUACAUCUGCAAGAGCUCCUGUAAGUAGCCAGGACUCGGAGAGGUCUCGGGAGGCAGUUGAUGUUGUUAUGCAAUCAGCUAAGGAUACUGCAGUGAUUCAAGGAAAGCCUAUAGAGGAAGUAGGUGGGGUUAUUACAGCUGAUGCUGCUCAGCAAUCAACUAGCGACACUGAAGUGAUGAGCAAGCCUAAAGGGGUAGCAGUUGGGGUUGUUAGUGAGUUUCCAAGGAGUGAAGCUCCUACACAAGCUCCAGUAUGGAAUAUUAUCACUAGAGGACAGAAGGGAAAAGAUGUUAUAGAAGCUGAAAGGCCUGGUGUGGUUAUUCACAAUGUGGAUGAAGUUGGGAGUAUCUCAUUCACUCUCACCCGAGUGCACUGUAGGGUAGGUGAUCAGUGGUUGUUCACAGUGGUGUAUGGCUUGCACAUUGUGGAUGAUAGGAAAAGUCUUUGGGUGGAUCUUGGUAAUCUUGAUAAAAGUAUUCAUGAACCCUGGUGCAUUACGGGAGACUUUAAUGUUGUUCUCUCCACUGGGGAUAGGGAUAAUGGUGCUCCAGUAUCUAAUUAUGAAACUCAGGAUUUUAAUCAGCUACUUACUACCUCUGAUCUUAGUGAAUUUAAAUCAUGUGGUCACUUUUUCUCUUGGUCCAAUAAAGGAACUAGUGAUGCUAGAAUAAGUAGUAGAAUCGAUAGGGGCUUAGUUAGUUCUCUAUGGAUAACUAAGUAUCCUCAUGUGGUUGUGGAUUACAUGAAUCCUGGACUUUCAGUUCAUUCUCCUUUGAUAUUUCAAUGUGCUCAGACGGCUCAGGGCAAAGUUAGGCCCUUUAAAUUCUUCAAUCACAUGGCUGGUCAUGCGGAGUUCUUACUGCAGUUUGCAAAUAUGAGUGCAAGACUUGAUAAUGCUAGGGAGGAGUUACAGAGAGUUCAGACUCAGAUGCAGAGCUCCCCAUCAUGCCCUAUGCUUAUUCAGGCUAAAAAAGAGUGCACUUUGAUAUUGCAUAAGUUAUUGAAUGUGGAAGAAUCUGCUCUAAGGCAAAAAUCUAGAAUUAUGUAG